AUGGAAAAGCUCCUGCCUACGUUAUUUUUGUCUCUAUUUUUCCUAAUCUUUUUCGCCACGUCAUCAGUUGAAGCAAUCAAGUGUCACUCUUGCGGAGGAGCCGAGAACAUUCCAAAGUUUGCGAAGGACACGCUCAGCAAACUGAACAUCACUACAGGAAGUGUCAGUUCUUUACAUUGAGUUUUUGAAGAGAUAAUAUUAUCAAUUUCAGCUGUUCGGAGACUGUAAGGCAACAUCAGGCAGCGAUGUGUGCUCGAACGGAACAUUCUGUCUCAAGAGAGCUAGUGAGUUCGACGGAAUUCGACUACUAACAAAUCAUUAUAUUAUUUUCAGAAGUGUAUCAGAUUGGAUACAGUGGCGUUAAUUUAAAAUGGACUACGUACACCAAAGGCUGUGCGACUCUCCGCGAGGACAACAACGGAAUUCCGACUGAAACUUGCUAUGACCUCGGACAAGUCAGCAAUUCCUCCGGAUACACGGCGGUGACCCAUUCCCUCUCUAAACUUCUCACUUUUCACAUUUCCUUCAGAACCGUGUCGACUGUUACUGCCAGAAGGACUUCUGCAAUUCGAUUUCUCCAUUCUCGAUUAUCACACCGUUCGUAAUGACUUUAUUGACUGUUGUCUCUAUGUAA
Molecule: messenger RNA, 634 nt
Organism: Caenorhabditis sp. 36 PRJEB53466
Lineage: Eukaryota; Metazoa; Nematoda; Chromadorea; Rhabditida; Rhabditidae
Source: the annotation of a GenBank genome assembly